This is a messenger RNA of Drosophila melanogaster (fruit fly), 5790 nucleotides long. RefSeq names its product Ca[2+] channel Muscle-specific alpha2/delta subunit (gene Ca-Ma2d). Gene Ontology annotation, cellular component: membrane. The record is from RefSeq and is marked reviewed. Bases 600 to 4247 code for a protein of 1215 amino acids. The transcript has 12 exons. Lineage: Eukaryota; Metazoa; Arthropoda; Insecta; Diptera; Drosophilidae.
UCAGUCGUUCGCAGCUCUUCGACAUCGGCGGCUCGUGGCACGGAAAAACGGUAAAGCCGCGCAAAAUUUAACAUCGCCCGUCCACACACACACACACACAGUCACAAGCGACAGUGUGUUCCAUAUGUGUAAUCAAAUCGUUCGGAGCCCCGCCGUUUAUAUAUAGAAAAUUUCAACGCACGCAGCUCUGAGGAAAACUAAAAUACGAAAAUAAAUUACGAAAAUCGUGGCCACUUUUCAAAAAGGCGCACCGAAAAAAUGAAAUGAAUAGAAUCGCACUUUCCACGGGCUCGCGUUAAUCGCAGUUAUUAUCGUUAUUAUUAUUCGCAUUACGCAUACGCCCCGUGUCCCGCUCGGCGUGCUUGUGUGCCUGUGUGCGGUGGAGAGCGAAAAGAAAAGCUCUGCUCGCGUCGCAGUCGACGUUGCGACUCCACCCUAAAUUGUAUAUCAAUUUUGAAGUGGUAUUUCGUGUUUUUCAAAGUGUACCGCCUGCCUGCUUGACCAGAAACGGGGCCAAAUGCCACGAUAAUAGUAGUCCCUACGUACAAUACCAGUGAGAAUCGAAUCGAAAAAAAAAAAACAAGGAAAAUGCGAGAAAAAUGUUUGGUUUAUGCGAAAAGUUGAUGACACAUUUCGCUGUCAUUUUGACCGCAUUUUCCUUCUCCCAGCCGCUGUUGUUGUUGCUGAUUUGCGGGCCGCAUGGCGGCACCUUCCCCUCGACAUCCAUCCACUGGGCGGAGGCCUCGGCGGCGGAUGAAGCUGUCGGCAAGUGGGCCACCCAAUUUGGCGACGAGCUGUUCGCGCUGGCGCAGAAGAUCACCAAGUCGCAGGAGAUCAAGGAGAAGUACAAGGAGUACAAUGCCCGCGUGGAGCUGAAGAACGGCACCGAACUGAUUAAGUCAAUAACGAAAAAUGUGGGCAGAAUGCUGGCGAGGAAAAUGGACGCGGUGCGGUGCAUCCAGGAGCGUGCGGAAUAUGUGAACGAGAACUUUGAGUUUAAUCUCACCUAUGCGCUUCAGAACUUCACCUACUUUUCUAGCAAGUAUUCGACCUUUAAUGGAAACAGUUCCGAGGAGCUGGAACCUAAUGAGGCUGAGUUCGCCUGGAUGUAUCGGAAUAUGGAGUUGAAUCCGGACACACACUUCUACAAUACGCCAGUGGACACGGAACACAGUUCGGUGCACGUGCCAUCGAAUAUAUGGGAUCGAUCGGAACGUGUCCUGAAGACCAUAAUGUGGUCCGAGCAUCUGGACGAGGUGUUCCGGCAGAAUUACCAAUCCGAUCCGGCCUUGUCGUGGCAGUACUUUGGCUCCGAUACGGGAAUCCUGCGCCACUAUCCGGCUGCCCAAUGGACUGAUACCAGACCAAAUCGGGAUGAUGCCGACACCUAUGAUUGCCGCAAGAGGUCUUGGUACAUUGAGACAGCCACGUGUUCAAAGGACAUUGUCAUCCUGCUGGAUCAUUCGGGUUCAAUGACGGGCUUCCGGCAUCAUGUGGCAAAGUUUACCAUUCGCAGCAUCCUAGACACUUUCUCCAACAAUGAUUUCUUCACCAUUCUGCGGUACUCGAGUGAGGUAAAUGACAUAAUACCCUGCUUCAAUGGAGCUCUCGUCCAGGCGACACCCGAAAACAUAGAGGUCUUCAACCAGCAAAUCGAACAGUUGGACGAUCCUGAAGGAUAUGCUAAUCUCACCUUGGCCUACGAGACGGCCUUCCAACUGCUGCGAAAAUACUACGAUAGUCGUCAUUGUGUCACCAAUUCGACGUGCAAUCAGGCCAUUAUGUUGGUCACCGACGGAGUGGCUGGAAAUACCACCGAAGUCUUUCAGAAGUACAACUGGGGCAAUGGCGAGAAUGGAACCUCGCAGAUGGACACACGUGUGUUCACCUAUCUGCUGGGCAAGGAGGUCACCAAGGUGCGCGAAAUCCAGUGGAUGGCCUGCCUCAAUCGGGGCUACUACUCGCAUGUCCAAACUUUGGAUGAGGUCCACGAAGAGGUGCUCAAGUACGUCGAUGUCAUUGCCACGCCCUUGGUGCUGCAGAACGAACAACAUCCGCCCACCUGGACGCACGCCUUCACGGACAAAACGUACGAUCCAAAAACUUCCAAUGAAAAACGACCUCGCCUAAUGAUAUCCGUGGGAGUGCCCGCCUUUGAUCGCUUCUAUCGCCACGCGAACAGCACAAAUCCGAGGGCACGUUUGUUGGGAGUCGCUGGAACAGACGUGCCCGUGGAAGAUAUAGACAAGCUGACACUGCCCUACAAGCUGGGUGUUAAUGGCUACUCUUUUGUGGUGUCCAACAAUGGAUAUGUUCUGCUGCAUCCUGAUCUACGACCCAUUGGGACCAAUGGAAAGAUGAAUCCCAACUAUAACAGCAUCGAUUUCACCGAAGUGGAGCACCUGUUCGAAGAUCAAAGUCCGCGGGAACCGGGCGAAUCUAUUCUACACAUACGCAACGCCAUGGUGCGCCACGAAGCCAAUGAGUUCAAGAGCAUAUCGGUCAAGUUUCACUAUGACAAGAUGCGCCGCGUUUCCGAGGAGAAGCAGGACUACUUCUUUGCCCCACUGCCCAACACUCCAUUCACCUUGGGCAUCGUAAUGCCCAGCGAAUAUGGCAAAACUUGGAUCAAAGUUGGCGAGGAGGUGGACAAGAACAAGCACAUGAAGAUAAAUAUAUCGGACUUUUUCAUCGGCGAAAACUGGAAAGUUCAUCCCGAUUGGGUUUAUUGCAAAUACCACUAUCUGGAGGGUCAUGAGUUUAAAACACCUGAGGCGGAGUUGCGCGAGUUUCUGGCCAAGAUGCAAAACGAUUGGAAGUGGUCAGAGCAAUAUGCGGAGGAUGAAUCCGACUGGGACGACAAAGAUGAUCUGAACUGUGGUCGCAAAACGCUGGGUGAUGAUGCCUACUAUUGCAACAAGGAGCUGGUGAACCUGCUCAUCUUCGACGCCAAGGUAACGAAUUCCAGCUACGGUGUUUGGCGGUUCGAGAGCGAUGAGGAACGCCAGUUGAUCGAGCGGUUCCGUGCUGAUCUGCGAUUUGUGGCCACCAUGAGUGGCCUGACCCGUUGGCAGUUUAUCUUCGGAGAGGUUGAGGUGGACACGGAUCGUGAAUUCGGGGACUACCAUACCACGGCCAUCGAUGAGACCUGGUACAAGAGUGCCAUCCUGCAGCAUCACGAGGACCGAGCGGAGAGCUUUGUCUAUUCGGUGAAAUAUUACGAUGAUCCCAUGGAGGACAGCGAGGUCAAGGUAACCGCCUCACAUGCCAUCUUUCCGAGGGACGGUGGCAAGGAGGCGCCCGCCUGCGUAGUGGGCUUCCAGUUUUCCCACGCCCGCAUGUGGGAGCGCUUCUUCAACAUCACCGCAGUGGAUCAUUGCAACCAUUGCUUGCCCAUCUGCACUGAUGACGACGUGGAUUGUGUGGUGAUUGACAAUAAUGCGUAUAUCGUAAUUGGACAGAAUAUCAACACCACUGGCAAAUUCUUUGGCGAAUUCCACGGCGAUGUUAUGACUGCGAUGGUGGAAAGGGGCAUCUUUCUCAGCAUAGAGGUCUACGAUUACCAGGAGCAAUGCAAGGAGGAGCCAAAGGCGGGUAGCGAUGGGCACGGUCUGCUGCAUCCCCUUCGAUUGUUAAGCCUCGGCUGGAAGUAUUUAGUAGGUCGACUCUUCUUUGAAUACCAGAGAAUUCAAUGGUGGGCUGAUGGAGCGCCAUUUAUGGAAUACACAGAUGAGAUUGAAGACGAGUACGUGGCAGUGGGUGAUGGAGGAAAGUCUUCAGCUUCGAAGCCAAAAGAUGAUAGUGACGACGAAAACGCCAUGUUCGAUGAACCCGAACCCGAUCCCAUCUAUAAGGCAUGUGACAAGCGAUCCACUCUUUAUGCACUGCAGCCAUCUGCCCUCGUGGGCAUUAAUGACUUUGUGGAGGCGCCUUCAACUCGACCCUUCUUGGUUAAGAAGAUUCCGAACUCCAAUCUGGUGCUGGUGGUGGUCAAUGUCCUGAUGCCGUCGCGUAGCGUUCGCCUGACCACCGAACCGCAGCGUAUGGAAUACGAUAAAGAAUUCCCCUGCUAUAAGCUCAAUAUGAGUUUCUACGAACGACGGCGCAUCGAAGAGUGUUAUACGGUACACGAAGAUGAGGAACUGUACACCUAUUGCGGCAAUGCCUCGCGGCUGGUUUUGACGCUUCAGCUAAUGCCGCUGACCAUAAUUUUAGUGUUUUACCUGACGCACAGCUUUAUGCGUUAGGUACAAUGUACACAGAACUAUACAUUAUACAACUAUUAUGUACUAUACGCGACUACGAUCGAUUGUAAACUUUAUGCCGUAGUCCAAUACUUUGUCGAAUGUUUAACAACAGCGCAAAACAAACAAAAACUGGCACAAUCUUCGGUACGAAAACCACUAUAAGCAAGAACAAUUUCAACUUUUAGACUUACAAACUGCGCCAAAAAUUAUGAAACUGGGUCUUACUUUAUUUUAAAAAAUUGUAGUGAACGAUGAAGGCCGCUGCAAACAAAAGGAGACAACUUAAAGACCAACGAUUUCACACGAUGAGUUUCCUUGUUCCAAGCUGAUCCUUCAACAUUUUCUUAGAAUCUUAGUGAACGCAAUGUUUCUUUUUUAUAUACAAUACCUAACGCCUAUAGAAAAAGAACCCACGUUUCAAUGACUAUUUUGAUAGAUUAAUAUGGUGCAACCAAUGCCAAAUAUUAAAUGAAUAAAUUAGCAAAAAUUAGUAAAUUGCGAACAAAAAUAAUUCGAAUGACAAUUAUUUUUGUAAUUUUAUAAAACUUAGUUGAUUUUGUACAACAAUAAAAACGUAUAAAUAUUAUAAUACACGUAAAUGAUGGAAAAGCAAAAAAAAAAAAUACACAAAACACCUACUUUUGUUAGGAAUAUUCGCUAUUUCUUAAAGCCGAAUAGAAUAUAUAUGGUUUUCGUUUUUGAACGCAGCCUAAAAAACGCGGUUUACAACAGAUAAUAUUUAAUGUUAAUGCGGCGAACAUUUUUCAUAUGUUUUCCAACGGUUUUGUAAAGUGUACUUUAUUGAAUAUAAUGUUUUUAAAACGGCAAGUUAACGCACAGAUUUGUAAAACCAAGCAUAGGACCACCUGUAAAGUAUGCAAUACUUAUUUAAUACUGAGUUCGAAAACCCCAUCUAUUAUAUAAUUUACAGCGCUCUUCAGGCCAUACACUAAGUCGAAAGUCUUUAGCAAGAUUUACACAGAAGAUGGUAGGGGGAAACCAAACCUUAAAUGAAUACCAACCUAAUUGCCUUUGUAUCGUAUUUCGAAUGUGGAAACAAUUUAUGAACUUUAUGAAUUUAUGCCUAGAAACCUAAAACAAAAUAUGUAAUAUUAUGAUGAAGACAAUUUAAAUUAAGAUUAUUUUCAAGGAAAUGAAAUCAAAAGAAGACGGUGUUUUUAAAGGUGAGCUAAUGAUGCUGAGAUGAAUGGCAAAAUGAAAUGAAAACAGUUAACUAUUAAAUGUAAUUUUUUAAACAAACUGAAUUACUAAUACAACCUUUAUUUUUUGGAGUGUUUAAACGUUGUAAAAUGUAUUAAAAAAAAAAUAUGACAUAACAAAAUCUAGUUAUAAUGGUAUACGUGGAUUUGCUGCAAGUUCAUCAUCAAGUUAAUGUUCAUCUCUAUGAGUUAUAUAGGCUCUUUUUAAUCACAUUUUUUUAAAUUUCGACACGUAUACACAAUGUAUAUGACAUGUCCACUAAAAAUAAGAAACGAUAAACAUUUUAAAUUUCCUUAGCAAAAUAAAUGAACUAAUCGUCGAC